This is a messenger RNA of Pogoniulus pusillus (Red-fronted tinkerbird), 5727 nucleotides long. RefSeq names its product activating transcription factor 7 interacting protein (gene ATF7IP). NCBI's taxonomy places the organism in Eukaryota, Metazoa, Chordata, Aves, Piciformes, Lybiidae. Gene Ontology annotation, molecular function: protein binding; transcription coregulator activity. Gene Ontology annotation, biological process: regulation of DNA-templated transcription. Gene Ontology annotation, cellular component: transcription regulator complex; nucleus. The coding region runs from base 144 to 3512 and encodes 1122 amino acids. The transcript is spliced from 15 exons. The record is from RefSeq and is a predicted model, not a curated record.
CAGAUACAGGCUACUAGCCGAGAGGUACAACAGCAGAGCUCAGGCUGGCUAGGAAAUAGUGUUCAUGCUGCUAUGUAAACAAAAUAAGAUCUUAGUAUCAAGAUGGCUGACCUGGAAGUCUACUUGUAGCUCCUGCUACGCAAAUGAGCUACAUGUCAGUGGCUUACUCAGAGGAGGAAGCUCAUUUUGCACGUGCCAGGGUAAAGAUGGAAAGCACAGAUGAACCUCAGAAAAAAGUCUUCAAAGCACGAAAAACAAUGAGAGCAAGUGAUCGGCAACAGCUUGAAGUUGUCUAUAAGGUUAAAGAGGAUCUGUUAAAGACAACUGAAGUUAAACUGUUAAAUGGAAAGCAUGAAAAUGGAGAUUCUGAUUUAAAUUCCCCUUUAAGCAAUACAGACUCUACUGAGGACAAAAGGGAAGUUAAUGGCCUAGUGGACUUGUGUGUUAACUCUGAAGAAGAAAGAACAUCCUCUGGUGAAGUUAGUCAAGCCAAAAGCCCUGAAAGUAGGACAGGGAACACAGUCGGUGACAUAGAAUCCAAAUCCCUAACGCUAUCUCCAGAGAAUGUUGCUCCUGAGCAAGAUAAAGAUACUGUGACUGCUUUAGCUUGUGAGGUUGAAAAUAAAGUGCUUGACAGCAGUAAAGAUAACUUCCAUGAAGAAAAUAAUACAAAAGAUCAUUUGGACCAAAGAGAGAGUGACAUCCCAUCAGAAGGUGACAGUAAAUCAAUCUGUGAUACUGCUAAGCCUUCAGAGGAGAAGGAAGAAACAAAUGACGUGACUAUCAAUUCCAGUCCUUCUGAUGAGGAAAAGAGAACUGAAGGAGUAACUGUUGAAGAUGAUGUUGGAGAAGAGGCCAUCUCUAGCAGUAUGGAAGCUGAUCAGGAGCCAAAGGACAAAAAAGAGAGCGCUGCAGAACUUUCUGAUAGCACCAUUCCGAAGACAAUAGAAGAGCCAAGUGAAAGUAUCUUGGACACUACUGACUCAAUGGAAACAGAUGAAAUCAUUCCAAUUUUGGAAAAACUAGCCCCUGCUGAAGACGAACUGAGCUGUUUUUCAAAGGGUCCUCUACUUCCAGUGGAUGACACAGUCCCCGAUUUAGAAGAGAAACCAGACAGCUGUUUGGGUUCACCAUCCAAGCAGGAAAGCAAUGAAAAUCUGCCUACAGAGGCUUUCUUGGUACUAUCUGAUGAAGAGGAACCCUGUGAUGAGAAGGAGGAACAAGCUGAAGUGACGCUAUCAAACAAGCCAAGUUUUCCAGAAGAGGUGAAGGAGGAGAGCAAGAAGGUCGAGGAGGUUAAAGAACAGGUGGCCCACAAAGAAGAAGAGAAGCACAUGGAGAUAAGUGAAGUGUCAAGGAGAAAACGUUCCAAAUCUGAGGACAUAGACAAUGUUCAUUCCAAACGUCGACGGUACAUGGAAGAGGAUUAUGAAGCAGAACUUCAAGUGAAGAUUACAGCCAGAAAAGAUGUUGACCAAAAAAUAGAAAAGAUUAUCCAGAGACUGUUAGAAGAAAAACUUAGUGCUUUGCAGUGUGCUGUAUUUGACAAGACUGUGGCAGACCUGAAAACACGAAUAGAGAAAGUAGAAUGUAACAAGAGGCAUAAAACUGUGCUUACUGAACUAAAGGCUAAAAUUGCUAGAUUGACAAAGCGGUUUGGAGCAGCCAGGGAAGACUUGAAGAAAAGACAGGAAAAUGCAUCAAGUACACCUCUGUCUCCCACGAAAGCAGCAAGUGAUACUGUAAACACAACCAACACAACAUAUCGAAAUGCUGGCACAGUGAGGCAGAUACUGGAGUCGAAGAGGAAUGUAGGUGAGAGCACACCAGCAACUUUUCAAGCCCCUGUGAAUGCAGCUUCCAGUCUUGCCACUCCUUCAGCAGUUGUCAGUGCACAGCCGAAGCCUCAAACUCCAAUGACCUCCACCAACUCUUUGACAACAGCAGUCCUUCCCGCAGCUAACACAGCUGCAGUUGUAGGCGCUAGCCAAGUGCCCAGUGGCAGCACUCAGUCAGUGUCUGUCUCGUUGCAGUCUUUGCCUGUAAUCUUACACGUACCUGUUGCGGUGUCGUCCCAGCCUCAGCUCCUUCAAGGCCAUGCAGGGACAUUGGUCACUAACCAGCAGUCAGGCAGCGUUGAAUUUAUAUCUGUACAAAGCUCAUCUACGAUUGGUAGCCUUACCAAAACUACAGUGUCUUUGGCAUCAGCUAACCCACCUAAACCAAAUAACAGCACAUGUGUGCCCAGUUCUGGUAUUCAGAGGAACUCUCCAGCUGCAUCAAUAGGCACAACAUUGGCAGUGCAGGCUGUUUCUACUGCACAUCCUGUUGUCCAGACCACAAGGACUUCUCUACCCACAGUGGGUACUUCAGGACUUUAUAAUGCUCCCAGCAAUCGAGCACCCAUACAGAUGAAGAUCCCCAUCUCUGCAUUUAGUAACACAGCUCCUGUGGAACCACCUGUCAGCACAGCGCUUCGAAUUGAAAACCAGCCAAGCAAGCCACCAACAGAUGCGUCGUCAGCUUCGGCAAACAAGCGAACAGCUGAGGGAACACCACAGAGCGGGAAGGUCACAGGAACUGAUUCAGGAGGUGUCAUUGAUCUUACACUGGAUGAAGAAGAUGAUCACUCUUCUCAAGCAGACAGCAAGAAGCAGAACCAGACACCUGCUACAGGGCUGAGCAUAUCUACCCAGACCUUGGCUCAACCCGCCCAGCCUCCACAGCUAGCCCCCGUGCAGCAGACAGGUGUGCCAAUGAGUGGAUCUUCCCAAGCCAGCUUACAUGUAUUACCUGCAGCUUCGACAACAGUGAAUGUAACUCAUCGACCAGUGACUCAAACUGCAAAGCUUCCUAUACCAAGAGCCCCUCCUAACCAUCAGGUGGUCUAUACCACCCUGCCUGCACCACCAGCUCAGAACCCUGUAAGAGGAGCUCUCAUGCCAACCCCAGGUUUAAGACCAGUCAACCCACAGGCUGGAGGUAUGACAGUACGGAUGCCUCAGACAGCUGCGUACGUGGUGAACAAUGGACUGACCCUUGGGUCUGGAGCACCUCAGCUUACGGUGCAUCAUCGACCGCCUCAAGUGCAUGCUGAGCCACCACGCCCUGUACAUCCUGCCCCUCUUCCAGAGGCACCACAGCCACCGCGUCUGCCCCCUGAGGCUGCCAACACUUCCCUGCCUCAGAAGCCACAGCUGAAGCUGGCAAGGGUACAGAGCCAGAACGGGAUUGUGCUGUCGUGGAGUGUCAUGGAGGUAGACCGGAGCUGUGCCGCUGUGGACAGUUACCACCUUUACGCCUACCACGAGGACCCCAGCGCCACUAUGCCCUCGCAGUGGAAGAAGAUCGGGGAGGUGAAGGCCCUCCCCCUCCCCAUGGCAUGCACUCUUACCCAGUUUGUGUCUGGCAGCAAGUACUACUUCGCAGUCCGGGCUAAGGACAUCUAUGGGCGGUUUGGACCUUUCUGUGACCCCCAGUCCACAGAUGUGAUCUCUUCUCAGAGCAGUUAAACGAGAGAUCUUUGGAGCUUUAAAGCUGUCCUACUACCAAGAAUUACCCCAGUUUUGGAGGGUUGAUCCCAUGCAUGAAAUUCACUUCUAAAUCCACUUUCUGCAGGAUCAUUUCAGACAGUUGUGUCGUACACUACAUGCGUUCAGAACCAAAAAAAGGGAAAAAACAAAGUCUCAGCGGCAGCGAGAGAGCCUGCUUGUUCUGCAUAGGUCAAGGCAUGGGCUGACUGAACAGGUCACCUUCCCUUCCAUGACAGCUGCUCCACCUACCUAACGUUUGUCCAAGGCCACCCUGGAUGCCUGGGAUUCUGCUUCACAGUGGGAACAAAUAAAUUGAGAUUUACAUGAAGCCAAGCAGUCACAUCUGUAACAUCUGUCAAGGCACUAACGUGAAGGCAGGAAGAGCUCUGCCUCUUGCCACCCACCACUCUGAGCAGGCACGGUAUGAAGGGGGGGUCCAAGGUCUCACUUCUCUACUGGAUGACUGAGUGAUCUGGUGUUACUUUACAUAAUGAGCUCUCUUAGGGGAGGGAAGGGAGCUUGAGUCUGGCCAGGGAACCUAUGUGUGUACAUCUGGAGGUGGUGGAAAAACACCCAAGACAAUACAACAACCACCCCACUACCUCCUACCUCUCCUAAGUAAGAACACUCCUCUCUAUUUCCACCAUCCUCCCCAACUCACACUAGAAGUGUUCCCAGGUCAGAUCUGAAAAUGAGUUGUGGAGAUUGCAUUUGCACCUGUCUGGCACAGAGAAUUCCUCUGCCCCUCCCCUCAUACAUCCAGCCCUGUUUUUUAGAUUUAUUUUGUGCCUUAAAGAAUAAUUUCAGAAAUAAAUGUAGCCAGAUACCUUGUGUUUGUUCUUUUAUUUGCUUGGAGUUAUGUUUCCUUUUACCUUUCUAGCCUUUCAUUAAUGCUUCUCAUUUUUCUGGCCUGAAGUAAUUCUUGUUUGUGUAAAGACCAGGAAGUGUAACAUCUGCUGAUGGUGGAUUUAUUUUUAUCUGCAGUAUCAGUCAACCCUUUCCUCACUGUAACUCUUGAGUAGUUUGGUUUCUCCUGCCAAGAACAUUAUACAGACAGUGUUUUCCACCAGAGCCUUUCCCUUUUCUUUUGGGAAAGCUGUAUGCUGCAGUUCAGCCAAAGAAGAAAUCUCUCUGGUGUGGCACCAUGAAAGCUUCUAGUUGUCUGCACUGGCUUUGGCUGUUCAGCUAGUACAAAAAGAAGGUUGGCUUCCCAGUCCUCCUCUCUGUCCUGCCUGCCUCUGCAGAAAGCUAACACACUCAACACCACUUAGAAACCAUUUCAGUCACCGGCCUUAAGUUUGUGAGCAACUGCAAGUAUUCAUAGAUGCUUUCAUGAUGCUUCUGAACUGAGAAAAGUUUCUGUCCCAGUUUCCUUCCCAUGUUACAUUUGCUUUUUGCAGAACCAAACUGUAACUUGUGUACCUGGAGACAGUGUCAUCUGUCAGGUUUUGGGUUGGCACUUCUCCGAACAAGGGCAGCAGUCGCACUCCUGCCCAGCAGAACCCAACAGAGUCCACUUCCCCCUGUGGAUUCUAUGAAGCUGUAGAAGACAAAACUUUGUUUUGUUCUGUUUUUAUUUCAGUGCUCUCUUUCUUAGCAUUCUCAAAUGUGAAAGGGCAGGAAAAAUGAAAUGGCUGAUGAAAAAUGCUGUGAGCCUCAGUUGUGUUCCCUUGAACUUCCAGCAGUUAAAGCAACAGCAUUGCAGUCUCCUCUGUGCUGUUUCACUGCACUGCCUGUCAUUGAAGAUUGUCACUUCUGUCAGGUCAGUAACAAAUGCUCUCUGUAUGGAAACUUGUGUUUGACAUUUAACAGUCAUAGGUUUGGGUGGGCAAAACUUCAAAUCCAGGGAUGGGAAGAGAAGAUUCAGUAACAGCUGUCCCUGUAUUACUGGUGCCAGGAAUCAACAAUGCCUUGAUUUUUUUCUGUGUUUAACUGAUGUUUUGUCUGCCUAUUUCAAGGAAUAGUUACUUAAUUAUGCAUUUGGUCUACUUAUGGAAAGUUGAGUCCUUAACCAAGCCAGUUCUGAAGUAAAGGUUAGAGCAGUUCAUUCCAGUUGACAGCUGUCAAGUCCUCCUUGGGCAUUUUCUUUUUCCUAAUGUAUCUUUGAGGCGGUACCAAAGGGCCAUUGGCCACAUCAGUACAAUGAGGUUUUAUAGUUUGAAAGUUAAAAUAAACAUUCAUAUACAACCUAGAA